Molecule: messenger RNA, 619 nt
Organism: Pneumocystis carinii B80
Lineage: Eukaryota; Fungi; Ascomycota; Pneumocystomycetes; Pneumocystales; Pneumocystaceae
Exons: 3
Coding region: 46-573 (175 amino acids)
Biological process (GO): protein deubiquitination
Molecular function (GO): deubiquitinase activity
Source: RefSeq, a predicted model, not a curated record
UACUUCUCUACGCGACUUAUCGAAAACCUUAUAAAAGUAAUUGAGAUGGAGAGAAUGAGUAUUUCUAUUAAUAUCUAUGAUUUACUGCCAGAAGGAACUAUUUCUAAUAUUGCAUGGAUGCUGGGUAUUGGGAUUUAUCAUAGUGGAUUAGUUAUUGGAGAUAAAGAGUAUGCUUAUGGGGGACAUUCAUUGGAAAAUGUAUCGGGUAUAUAUACAACGGUACCUAAAACAAUACCGCCAGGGGGGCGAUUUCGAACGUCGAUUAAAUAUGGAUCUAUAAUAAUUAUGCCGAAUGAAGUUGAGGAAAUUAUAUGUGAUAUAGGAAAAGAGUUUCAGGGACUUUCAUAUAAUCUUCUUACAAGAAAUUGUAAUCAUUUUACAUCCCAUCUUUUAUAUCGUUUAACAUCGUUAUCGACGCCAAAAUGGUUGAAUCGUGCAGCUUCAAUUGGAGUAGCAUUUCCUUACAUGGUUCCUAGUGGAUGGAUUGAGUCCCCAACGAUAGAAAACGAAUCUGAGGCGGAACUUUUUGAAUCAACAAUAAUACCUAUAAAAAAUACACCAAAGCGUUUAUAAACUACAGGGUUUCUAAACUACAACGUUUCUUAUUUUUAUAUAAACA